Trichomonas vaginalis G3 is the source of this 794-nucleotide messenger RNA. RefSeq names its product protein of unknown function, DUF4106 family. The record is from RefSeq and is a predicted model, not a curated record. The annotation marks the transcript as partial. Lineage: Eukaryota; Parabasalia; Trichomonadida; Trichomonadidae. The transcript has a single exon.
AUGCCACGUAAGCUACGUAAGAAUAUACGUAAGAGGAAGGGAGCAUUGAAACAUCCAAUAGUAAAACUGACACCACAACAACAGUUGCAACAACAAAUGCUGAAUGACCCCACUAUGUUGCAACAAAUGUCAAGCAAUCCUAUGCUUUUAAACCGAGUUUUUGGUGCACAGAGUGGAGGUUUAAGAGCGGCACUUUUAGCGAAAAUGGCAGGCUAUGGUGGAGCUGCAGACGGAACAGCCUAUAACCCUCAAAGUCAAAUGAAUUUGAGUUCACUCAAAAAUCAAAUAUCAGAUGUCAAAAAGUCAAACAUAGACAUACAGAAGCAAAUAAGUGAAAACGAAAAGAAACUAGAAUAUGACAGACACACAAAGAAACUCAAUGAGUUAAACGUAGAGAAAAAGAAGAAAGAAGAACAACUGAAAGAACUAAGUACAGAGGAAUAUGCGAAAAAAGUGUCAGAAAAAGCAGCAGAAGUAGCAAAAAUGGAACAAGAUGUUGUAAAUUUGAAAAACCAUACUACUCAAUAUAAAGUACUGAAAGAUGAAGAGAUAAAACAAAAAGCCCUGAGGACAUAUAUGGAUAGCGAUGAGUAUAAAAAAGAAGUUGAAGCAAAUGUAAAGGCAGAAAAACUUUUACAGUUGCAAAACCAAACCGUACAGUAUGAAAACUUAGCACAAGAAAGUAAAAAUAACGACGCAGCCAUGCAAAAGGCAAUGAAAAGCGCAGAAUAUAUAAAAGCUAACAAUGACUGGUUAGAUGCCCAAGCCAACGCUAAAGCAGCCCAGCUUAUAGG